AUGGGUAUUGUUGAGAAGAAUAAUAAGAUCUUCGUCCGCGCCGGCGAUCUUACGACGAAUGAGAUCACUAUUGAGUGGCAGCAGAUGUUCAAACAGAAGAAGGAACAGUACUACUCUGUCCCCUUUUUCAACAAGGAUAAGGGAGACGAGGAGAGCGUCCUCUUUAUCCAGAAGGACUGGCUAGAUAAGCUUAAGGAGAAGAAGACGGCUGGUGAAGACUUCACCUUUGUUGUCGACGAAACUUUCCAGUACGGCCAGGAUAAAGAAAAGACUCAGCGUUGGCUGGUAUUCCACGAUAAGAACAGAACGCCUUACCAGUGGCGAUUCGUUGCAAGUAUUAAACAGAAACUUGGUAGUGCACUUGCUGGUUUUGCUGGCGGAAUCUUUAACAAGUAUCUGCCAAUUGAUAUUGGCAAUAUUGGGGCUUACUUUGGUGACCCACUCCGCAACUUUUGA
Colletotrichum truncatum is the source of this 456-nucleotide messenger RNA. The record is from RefSeq and is a predicted model, not a curated record. NCBI's taxonomy places the organism in Eukaryota, Fungi, Ascomycota, Sordariomycetes, Glomerellales, Glomerellaceae.